AUGUGGCAGCUCCCGCAGGCCACGCUGCAGCAGGCGGCGAAGUACAAGGUCGUUUUCGUCCUCGGCGGGCCUGGUUCGGGGAAGGGCACGCAGUGCAACAUGCUGCUGCAGGAGGAGGCUCAGGAGGGGGACAGGAGCGUGGUGCACCUGUCCGCGGGCGAGCUGCUGCGCGCGCUCGUGCGCGGGGGCUCCGAGGAGGGCGAGAUGGUCAAGGCCAUCACCAGCCGCGGCCACAUCGUGCCCUCCUACAUCACGGUCAACCUCAUGGUCCAGGCGAUGUGCGAGCAGCCCGCGGGCACGCUGUUCGUGAUCGACGGCUACCCGCGCAACGACGACAACCGGUCGAGCUGGCACUCCUUGGGCCUCGACUGCGAGGCCGUCGUGUUCCUCGACUGCUCGGAGGACGUGCUCGUGACGCGCCUGCUCGGAAGGGACGAGGGCCGCGCGGACGACCGCGACGAGACCGUGAUCCGCGAGCGCAUCCGCGUCUUCAACGAGGAGACCAUGCCGCAGGUGCUGCAUUACGAGGCGCAGGGGAAGCUCCGCCGCGUGCCCGCCAACGGCACCGUCGAGGAAGUGUUCGCCGGCUUCCGGGAAGCGCUCGGCCUGUGA
Messenger RNA from Pedinophyceae sp. YPF-701, 612 nucleotides. The record is from the annotation of a GenBank genome assembly. NCBI's taxonomy places the organism in Eukaryota, Viridiplantae, Chlorophyta, Pedinophyceae.